CCUCAGUUUUGUUAGGCGUUUAAUAUAUACUGUGUGUGUUUAAAGCCAUCUAAAACACUUCCUGCCUUCCCUAACAGGUCUGCUUUGUUCGUGUUACGUAGCCUUUGCAUUCUUCGUCUGUCGAUUUUCUCGACGAACAGGUAUAUCAAGUUUCCUGCUAUACAGUAGUAGCUACAUGCAUAUUGCAUGAAUAAGCGACGUACGGUUUGAGCAUGAUGUAGUGAAGAAGUGUGUACCUGUAUAUCUGUUAACUAUCAUCAGGUGUACCCUCGAUACACAGCAUCCAGGUGUGUCUACGUACCUGAGCAUUACCUGUGUGUAUUAACUUCAUCUGGGCAGGAAACAGUGACUGGUGCGAAAGUAAUCAGUCAUGUAUAUCGGUCUCUGAUCGAGGACGUCAUUUCCUGAAAGGUACAACUUAUAGUUUCUACAGACCACGAUGAAGACGCUGCUGAGGCUGUCAAUACUUGCGGUGACUUUACACUCGUGGAUUCAAGCUGUUCAGUCAGACAGUGUGUUACGACUACUGUCCUCUCCGACAUCAUGGAAUGGAGCCAACAACUUGUGCAAAGCGGCUGGUGGUCAGCUUGCCAGGGUGAACAAGACUGACCUUUCCAUACUGAGAGAUUGUCCUGGUCUCGUGGAGGAAACGGGAUCGUAUUGGUCAGCUGGGUACAACUACUUGACCCCUUGGUUCGAAUUACUUGGGUGUUAUCAAGUAUCAGUGGGAAGAUCAUUUAUGAACGUCAAGGAUUAUGAUGAAUGCUACCAGCUUUGUAAACAAUCAAAUAAUUUCGGACUGCAGGAAGGUGGAAAGUGUGUUUGUGUUAACUCCACAUUUAGCCUGUCUUUCACUGCUGCCCAGAGUUGUCUACCGUGUCCUGGCGGAUCCCAGUAUUCUUGUGGUCAACCCGGUUACGUAGCCCUAUAUCGUCCGUAUCUACAUGUCCUUGAUGACCGGUUCUGUGAGUUGGGCAAGAACGAGACAUGUGAUUGUGGCGUGUUCCAGUGCGAGGCAGAUCCUGUUACCCCGGAAAACACUUCAUGGUCCUACUUCUCCAGGAAAUGCUCCAGCGAGCUCCAGGCGUCCUGCAGUGAUGGAAACUUUACCGACGAUAACUUGGCCUGGGUUGACAGCAGACAAGCCUGUAUCAAUAAAGGUAGCUAUAUGUCUGGCCCAAAUAUUGAGAGUUGGUGCUCGGCAUCUGGCGUUGCCGUGAAAAAACCGUACUGGGGACAUCUACACCGCGACAGAACCACACUAUACGCCGACACAACAAGUGUAGGCGAGUCGGAUGUAUCGAGAAUUAGAGAGUGCCAAUAUUUCUCCGUUAUUGAUGAUGACGUCAAGCUUUUAUCAACUCCAUCUUGUUCCCAGUCCAAAGGAUCUCUCUGCUCUUUUGACACCGAUCAGGGUCAUCAGAAUGAUUGCUUGGUCCGAACGACAACUUCCACUACAACGACUUCCACAACACCACCUCCUACAACAACUACCACUAAAUCCCCCACCACAACAACGCCCCCUACUACAACAACGCCCACUACUACAACCACGCCCCCUACUACGACCACACCCCCUACCUCAACCACGUCCGCCACUACAACCCCGGUCUCACCUGGAAAUGUUGGAGCUAUGAAGGAUGAAGGGCUAUCAGAUGACGAUCGAACAGGAUUGAUUGCGGGGAUAGUCGUUGGCGUUUUAAUCAUCAUACUCAUCGUUGUUGCUGUUUGUAGCAAAAGGCGAAAGAAAGUGAAAGAACCGGAGACUACCACCAGGGUUGAAAAAGGGCGCAAUUAUUUCAAUGAAGAGGCGUCUAUAAAAUACCACAAUGGAAAUACUGCAAUUCAAAACAAUAUGGAAAGACAACCAUCCAACUACCCGUACAAAGGCACGACUUCAUUCGCCGCUCCAGAAACACAAUCAAACCGACACCCUGAUGAGAAUGAACAGCCAAUUGAAUCAGCUGCUUUGACGGGCAUUUUAAAUCCUGUUUACAACCAUGAAGAAGCUGUUAGUACAAUGCCUCCGGUAGUGAAAUAUACGGAAGACGAACGACCACCUACCCCAUGUGUGGCAACUGUAUCCAACGAUCCUCCACUAUUAAGAAACAGUUUCUACAUUACAGCAUCACAUGAUGAUCCGACAGCAAACACUCCCUCCGUUCAUUCUAUUCCUCAAAAACCAAACGAUGAGAACGGUUCACAGCAAGACAUGUCUAUCAAUGAUUCAGAAUUCGAUGAUGAUGAUGACGACGACGACACGAACAUUAAUAUUCCUUUCACAAAUCUUAAACCCGAAUUAGAAAUGGAAGUAGAAGAACCAAAAUUACAGGCUAACAUCGAACCAGUGAUAGUCCCACCUAAACGUCCGGCAUUCGUAAGCGUAAUACGAGUUGUAGCAUCAAAAACGGAGGACACGUUACUGUAAAAUCAAAUGAAAAAGUAUAAUAAUAUGUAUAGGCAGAAACAAAUCACUUAUUUUGCCUCUGUCGGGGGCAAUUAUGUUCAUUAGGACAUGUUUUAGUGAUAAAACAUGUUCAGAUAUAUUUUUAUGUUCGAGAGUGGAUACAAUAUUUUAAUGUACAGUAUUUUGGUAGGCACGGAAUGCGGAAGGUGAGCGAGAUAUGUAGAGAAUGUGAGACUACUUUGUGAAAUGUGUCCAUGUGUAAUAACAACUGGUCGAUUAACACGUAUGUUUAACCAGCACCCCUUUCAUCCUAUAGGUGGUUGGGUGAUGUACACAACAGGUACUAUUGUGGUAGAAAGUAGGUUUGGUUGUGUAUGGUAUACUCUAGUGUUCAUGUACGAGUAGCUUAUAUUAUUUUGUAUACAAACAAACGAACGUUGACUGACGUAAUCAACUUGUUUAUCAAUACUGUGACUGAUCUGUUAACAAGGGCAUGUUUUACUUAUACAAAUACAUAUGCAAAUAUUAAAAAUAGUUUAAAUAAAACAAUUGAAAACAUUGUGUUCGUACCGCUUAAUUAUUAUCACGUGUUGUAUAUGUCUUUCGUGAAGUCAAUGUUAUCGUUUAAACAAAAUAAUCUUAUUGAAUAUUCUGAAAAGGUGAUAAAAAGAUUAACCUACUGAAUUCGAAAAUCAAUUUCGAAAUGUCUUAUUAACAAUACAUUUAGGAGAACGAUGUGUAUUUUUCAUUGGAAUGAUAUGUCAUAAUAAUGUUGUAAUUAGUUCUUCUUUUGGAAUGAAGUCAGACAUAUAGUACCGUAGAUGUUGAUAAAGGAUAUUCUGUGUCUUCUACCGUCAAGAAAUGUG
Molecule: messenger RNA, 3273 nt
Organism: Mizuhopecten yessoensis (Yesso scallop)
Lineage: Eukaryota; Metazoa; Mollusca; Bivalvia; Pectinida; Pectinidae
Exons: 11
Coding region: 440-2428 (662 amino acids)
Source: RefSeq, a predicted model, not a curated record